GGAGAUUGGGAGCUACCAUUCGCAGAAAGCAAGAGGGGGCUGAGUUGGGGGUCCAGUUUAUAGGGUCGUGGAUUCAGGUCUCGAGAGUCUAACUGUCGGGAAAAAAAAGUGAAACCCUCCUUUUAGGGGUCUAGGGCUGAGCAGGAGUUCCUUAACUUCUCUCCCUUCGCGUCUUCUUCAGGCAGGCAGAAACCAAACAGGUGAAGGCAGAAACCAAACAGGUGAAGGCAGAAACCAAACAGCUGAGUGUUCAUUUGGAGGAGAAAGGAGGAAAAUCACCCCAAAGAAAGGCAUGGCGUCUCCUGCUAGUUCAGAAGAGGAUUUAACCCCUGAUUUGUGUUUCCUGGAAGAAGACAAUGAAGAAGAAGAGGAAGAAGAAGAAAUCAGUGCACCUGAACCACUUAUGGGAGAGGAAGACCAACGGGAAGGACUCGGCUCCGGAGAAGAAGACUACCGGGAGGAGGAAAGUGUCCCGAUGGGAAGCGAUGAGCCUUCAGAAAAAGCAGGAGGAGAUUUUCAGUCUGAUGGGGAAAGUUUGGAGCCACCCACCACCUUGGGUAGCAAAAGGACAAUGAACCACGCAGACCGGGUUCGCGUCCUCAACCUACGCAGGAACUUGAACGAACUUGACAACCUAGCCAAAGGAAAAGAGAUGAUGGUUCAGAAAACCAGGGAAGAACUGAAUGCCUGUCGUUCUCGGAUCGAUAUGUUAACACUGCAGCAAAGGGACGUGGAGACAGACAUUGAGAGAGAAAAGGAGGCUGGCAACGUGGCCAGCGUAUUCCACCUCCAGGCGAUGCUUCGGCGCUUGCGUGCUGAGCUGGGAAAUGAAAAGGACCUUGAGGCCAAAAUUGCGCAGCUCCUGAACGAAAAUGUGUUUGAGAUGUGGAAGAUCGAAAUCGAACAAGGGAAUUUCUCCGAGCUGCGCCGGCAGGUCAAACGGGACGAAGGGGAGCUGGACCGGCAGCAGCAGGAACAGGCCAAGGAGCGCCUCCGGAAGCAGGAGGGCAGAGCUCAGCAGCUGAACCGUCGGUGGCUGGCCACAGAGAGAAAAAUACAAGAUGCUCAGAAGGAUUACGAGCAGAGGCUUCCCAGAGCUUUACAAGACGCUCAGAAGAAUCACGAAAAGGCGAUCCGGUUUUUGAAAAGCAGCCUAAGAAGGGUCCGUGAGAAGGAAGCCAAGGAAGAACAGAAGUACCAGGAGUACAUGCAGAAGAGGAGAGAGACUGUGUUAUCUCUGAAGCAGAACAUUGAUUCCCAUCGGGAACAUCUCCAGAACCUUCAGGUCCUGGACAAAGCCAAGGCUCUUCACGCUCAACAGCAAGAGCAGAAGAUAAAAGAGGCCAUCCAGGCUCAAGGGCUCAACGCCACCCGGGCGGUUUUUCUCCACAAACGGCAGCUGGAGGCGGAGAAGAAGAAGAAGGAGUUUCUGGAACAGCAGAAAGCAAGGAAGUUAGAAAUUGUCGCUCAGAUUUUGAAAGAAGACGCCCAGCUGGAGAAGGUAAAGAAGCAGGGCCUCCCGCAGAGGGCGAAGCGCCCGGAGAAGCUUUCCGACGCCGUAAGGUGGCGCCUGAAAACCUGGCGGUACAUAGAGGAAGCGUGUGACGAUGCAGUGGCAGCUGUCACUCAGAAACCUUGGCGUACCCUUUCGUCCUGUGACUCCCUGGAUGAUCGAAGUGGCGCCGGGGAAGCUUCGCAGGAGACGGUCCCAGAAAGGGAAGAGAAAAAAGAGGAAGAAGAGCAGAGAAAGACUCUCGCUGAACCGGAGUUUGGGGGGAUUUGGGACCCAGAAGGCAGCCUCUCCAAGGGCGAAGAUGACAGAACAGACUCCAGCCUUCAUGGGAGAGCAGAACUGGAAAGGGAAAUUAUUGCUCCAGAAACAGAAAAGCUGCAUCAUGGUGUCAUUAACAAACCUCGGGUUUGUGGACGUGAAUUUAAAGGGUGCCCUUUCUAUAGCAAACCGAGCGUCAUUCAUUUCAAGGACUUUGAUAUUGGUAAAACCUACAAAAAAAAGAUGGUCUUAAUCAACGCUUUCUAUGCGAUUAACUAUUGCAAGCUUGUCGGGGUCACUGAACACCUGAAGGACUUCAUCACUGUUCUGUUUGAUCCUCCCGGUCCGAUGUCUGCCGGAAUGUCUUGCGAAGUUGGGGUGACUUUUAAACCGAUGAUCAAUGAAGAUCUUGAAGGAGAAGUCACAUUUUUAUCCCAAAUUGGUUCCUUUUCAAUCCCACUAAAAUGUUCAACAAAAAAGUGUGUGCUGGCGCUUGAUAAAGAUCUCAUUGAUUUCGGCACUCAUGUGGUCGGGCAGACAGUUUCACGGAUCAUCACCUUGACGAACUCCGGCGCCUUGGGAACACGCUUCCAGCUUGGCAAAUCAGCCGGCACUGAUGCUGCCCAGAUGACGACAGCCUUGCCAUCCACCGAGAGGACGGUUAGUCUCAGCGAAAACUUUUUUUCCUCCCAUGGACUCCGAGAAACGCCAAAUGGUGCUGAUCAGCAGAUCUUAAAAAUAGUCCUGGACAGUCUCGAGAGGCCUGCUCGUUUCCCCAGAGGGAUCCAUCAUCCUCCCCCCACCACCCUUUCCCCCUCACGUCUGUUUGGGUGGAACGCUGCCCACCAAAAUCCAGCGUCAAGCUGUCGCCGAAGUUUUGCUGAAGUGCAGAAGGAUGAAAAGAAACCGCGCAAGGCUUCUGCCAUCUUCACAGCUGACACAAAUAUAUUUCAGGGUGAUUUUUCGCGGUGCCCCCCCCCAAGCGUCAGCGAGAAAGGCAGCAGCUGUACUCUGGAGGGGUCCACGCUUGAGAAGGAAACUGCUUCUGGCUCUGAGGAGGUGGUCCAGCACAUAGCGCUGCUCGACAAGCUAAGGCCCAACAUGACUUCGACAAACAGCGCAUUUGAACAAUUCAGUGGAAUGGUUUCUCAGACGAGCGUCAGCGGAGAAAAGCCACUCAGCUCUCUGGAUGUGAGCCGUCUCGGACCCCCAUCUGAGGAAGAACUACCCGAAAUUACGUUGGGCGAGGUGACCGAAGGUGACAUUGGGCCUUUUACCUCCAUCAAACUUCAGAUUAUUUUCACCCCAACAGUCCCGGGGGACGUGCGAGCGGAUUUUGAGAUUACGUUUGACAACCCGGACUGCAGACCGCUGCGUUUCGCUGUCACGGCCGUCUCCGUGGCCGUACCCGUUUGGGUGCGCAAUCCUGACGUCGAUCUGAAAAUCUGCAUGUACGACAGGCUUUAUCAGGACUGCAUCAUCGUUCAGAGCAGAGCGACCAGCGCCCUGCGCUUGAGGUUUGAAGUUUGCAAAGAACUGGCCAACCACAUGGAGCUGCUUCCAAAGACAGGCUACAUCCAAGCCCAGUCGUCCUUCAGCGUGCAGCUGAAAUUCCUGCCAAGGCACUCCCUUCGGGAAGAUGCUGGAAAAUACUUUGAUGAAAAAACCAGAGUGUUACAAGUGCCCAUGACAAUUAUUGUUUCAGACCAGAGCAAGCCCGUCGAAUUUACUGUCCAUGCCGUGGUCACUACCUCUGACUUGGAGAUAAGCCCCACAGAGCUGGAUUUUGGAUACUGUUCGAUCUACGAAGCCGUCCGGUCAACAAUCACGCUGACGAACAAAUCCAUCCUUCCCCAGGGUUUUGGCUUUGUACGGGUCCAGGAGUUUGUAGAAAUUCAGCCCAACGAUGGGUUCGGCGUUCUCCUGCCCCUUGAAAGCUUGAGCCUGGAUGUCAUCUUCAAAGCCCAUAAAGCGAAGCAAUACUGUUUUGAGCUGACGUGCAAGACCGAGAUCAACAGGCAAUUCAAGGUGUCAUGUAAAGCUGUCGGGGUGCACCCUCCUUUGGAGCUGACUCAUGCCUUGAUUCAGUUUCCCCCCACCGCUCUCAACGACACGUCGGCCACGAGGAUCCACAUCGUCAACUCCCACGUGGGCUACAGCCGGUUUGACGAUUUUGUCCCGCGGAUCGGGGACGGGGAGGUGGCCCCCGUUGGGCCCACUUCCUUCCAGUUCCUGGUGCCCGAGGACUCUCCUAUCACCAUCAUGCCGUGCGUCGGAACCGUUCUGCCGGGGAAGAAGUGCGUCCUGGAAGUGUCCUUCCACCCUGUGUUGUGCGACCAGCUGAUCCGGCAGGAGGCCGUUCACCUGAUGUGCCAGGAGGCCGAAGCCAAGGCCCAGAUGGAAAAGAAGGCCCGGGAAUUGGAACUGCAGAAGAAGAAAGAGGAGGCCAUGGUGGGACGUAAGGAUGGGAAGAAGAUGGCCAGCAUCUCUUUCCUCGCUCAACCCUCCAAGGAUAAGCACGCCUCCAAGCCGUUUGAGGUGCCUUGCCCAGAGGACAUCUGCCCAAACUCCGAAGAGUAUAUCGCGGCUCACCUGUCCUUGGUGCGGAGCUUCAGCGCCCGAUUCGACCGCUACGUCAUCCCGUGUCUUGUCGCCAGUGGCCAGAUCGACGAGAAGCGAGGUGCCGAAAACCUGCACUUCAGCCCUUAUAAUACCUUGUACCUGGAACUGCACUGUCCUUCCAGAGCUCCAGUUGUGGUCGUGACGUCCAAUAAUGGCCGGACGUUCUUCAACUUUGGGGACGUUGCCGUAGGACACAGGAUUAAGAAGGAAGUCACAAUACAGAACAUAUCCCAAGAACUACUGUCUCUGGAAUAUUCCCUCCUGAACCCCUUUGGCCCUUUCCUCUUGGCAAACCCCAUCCUCACGCUCGGGGAAGGGGAGUCCCGCGCCCUCGUCCUCUCGUUCUGCCCGGAGGAAAACAAGUCGUUCUUCGAAACACUGGAACUCCGUAGCGAGAAGGCCACCCUAACCCUUACCUUGACUGGCCGGGGUGUGAUCACCUCUAUUGCUUGCUCGGUGGAAGGCGAUGUGUUCAACAUGGGAUAUGUCAUCGCCAAAGAAACAGCCACGGCAACCUUCAAGAUAGAGAACACUUCAACUCUUCCCUUGAAAUACACCAUUGUCCUGGAAUCUCUCUCUCCAAACAGAGACCAAGAUCUGCAGAAGCUCCCCCCUUUCCUUUCGUCCCGAGGGACAACGGAUUUAGUGGGUACUCAGAACUACAGCGGCUUGAGCGUGUUCACCGUCACCCCCGUCGAAGGCGUCAUCGGUUUGGGCAAAUUUCAGGAAUUUACUGUCACCUUCAGUCCUGAUCACGAGAGCCUGUAUUACUCCGAUAACAUCCAGGUCUUGCUGUUUGACAAGGAAGUGAUUUGUGAGAUCCGACUCAAAGGGGCGGCCAGAAACCACAUGAUGUUUGUGGAAGGAGGUGAUCCCCUGGACGUCCCUGUAGAAUCGCUGGCGGUGACGACGUCUCUGGCCGAAGAAGCCGGCCUAUCUGAAAACGAGAAGGCCACGAAUUCCCUGCUCAUCAGCCUGGAGUGUGUUCAGUCAGAGACUUUUGUCAUACCCGCUGUGAGGGAAUUGAGAGUCGGGGCCAUACGGACCACCCAGUUUGCCUCAAAGAAGAACGUGGAGUUCAGCUGGGAAAGCCUGCAAGUUCUGCAGCUCAAAGGCUUCACCGUUGACCCCGUGAAAGGCACGGUGGAACGUGGACAGACCAAGACGAUCAAUAUUUCUUGGGUGCCCCCUGCUGGCUCCGAUCCCAUUCAGCCUGUGACCGGGUCAGCCAUCUUGACUGUGAAAGGUGACGUUAAAGAAAUUUAUAGUGUCUACUUCAUGGGUAGGAUCGUAACCAGAAACCCAGCUGACUGAUGUUAUUCUGGGCCUUCUAGAAACAGAUGUCACGGCGGUUAAUGACUGUUUAUACUCUUCAAGCAGAUCAGCUGGAGGAACAUUCCGUCUUCGUCGUCGGGGACCCAACGAGGUCUGUUCCCGGGUGAUAAUUGCACACCCCGGGUGGAGCUAUAAAAGACCAAUAAUUACAUUGUAGGAGUUUGCUUAGCCCAGUAUGUGGUCACUGCAUGCAAAUGUGUGUGAUCAGCCAGUUAUUAUUACAAUAAAGGCGUGUUCC
Molecule: messenger RNA, 5966 nt
Organism: Pogona vitticeps (central bearded dragon)
Lineage: Eukaryota; Metazoa; Chordata; Lepidosauria; Squamata; Agamidae
Source: RefSeq, a predicted model, not a curated record